AUGGCCUUGGAGUUUUUCAAGAUCCUAAAGGAAUCACCUGAAAUUUUUACUGCGAAUAUGUACACGCAGAUGGGUACAUGCUAUCUAGACCAAGAGGAGGAAGUUGAAGCAGAGAGCUGUUUUCAACGUGCCGCGGAUAUGGACCAAAACAACACUGAAGCUCGAGGUCAUUUGGCAAAUCUAUUCCGUAAGCAAGGUAAACAGAAACAAGCACUCGAUAUGGCCAACCAUGUUGUUCAACUUAUACAGCUUCAAAAUGUCCCAAGGCCCAAGAGACGGUAUGGAAAGUAUCUUAGAGAUCCUGCCCCGCCGUUGGCUGCAGGUCCCAUGGCUGCAGCCAAACCACUCAUGCCACUUCAACCAAAACCUGCAGCUGGCGAACCUCGCGAGGACACACCGUCGUUGGGGAUAGGCAUAGGCACAGGCAAAAUUGUAGCCCAGCCAAUGGCUAAGCCCGUACUUACCCCAGAAGACCGGCUCUUAGCCGAAGCAGAGACCAGUAAACUACUUGCCACUCAGUACCUCAUAUUAAGUAGACAGCGCGAUCGUAUGAGGGCGGGAGUUUUCGAGGGUGUCCGACAAUGGACCAAGGCUGCCCGGCUUCUUACGAAUGACUUCAGAUCUUUCAAAGCUUUUUACCCACAAGAUAAAUCUUUGAAAUUCUCGGGAUACAGCUCUGCAGAUGUCAGACAGGCAUCGACACCACUUCGAGAUGACAUGCGGGCGAUGGCUAGUCAGUUGUCCCAGGACAUAGGAGCAAAAGUCCAAGAUCGAUCCAACAGGAUUCCGAACGGCUUUGGUGAUACAUAUCGAGGCAUGUCAUUCGACGCGUGGCUGGACAUAUUCAUGGAAUUUGCUAUCUGUCUCGCCAAACGUGGUAAAUUGAAAGAGUCAUACGAGAUGUGUCAAGCAGCAAAAGACUGUGUGAUAUUCUUUCAUUCGCGUAAUGACAUGUUCCUACUACAUCUAAGUUGGUGCAUGUGCGCGAUCAUGCUAAAUGAUUACCAGACUUUGAUGACCAUAGCUCGGUUCUUCCUCACUGACUACCAAUUUACGACCGAUGCGUACAGGAUGUUCACUGCACUUGCCCGGACUUGUCGAGGCGCUGUAUCAUGGUUCAAUUCGGGCCCUACAAUGAAGUUCAUCCUUAAGCAAAUCAAAGCAAUGGACUAUUCCAUCACGCCCGCUAGCGAGCGAACCGCAGAGCAAGAUGCUGAGAGAGGGCUGUAUACCGCGGUAGACCAGGAUGGAAGACUGAUCAUCAACGAUGACCUCGAUAUCUCGCUACUCAUGCUGUACGGCUACAUGCUGUCGCUAAGCGAGAACUAUCUUGAAGCUCUAAAUUAUUUCAUGAGAGCCUACGCUCUAGACCCAGAAAACCCCAUGAUCAGUCUUUCUGUCGGUCUCACUCACAUCCACCACGGCCUGAAAUCUCCAUCGGGAAUCAAAAACCAAAAUAUCCUCCAAGCUCUCACGUUCCUCCAUCAGUACUACGACAUACGGAAAGAAUCAGAACACUUAGAAGAAAGACUAGAAGCACAUUACAACCUGGGCCGAGCAUAUCAGCUGCUCGGCCUAACCCAUCUCGCGGUCCCGUACUACCAGCAAGUCCUCCAGGAAAACCAAGACGACGUUGCGGAAGACGUGGUAAUGGAUACGGCGUUUAACCUCCAGAACAUCUACGCUAUCGCUGGAAAUAUGAAGUUAGCUAUGCACAUUACCAAUAAAUACCUGGUUAUAUAA
Messenger RNA from Glarea lozoyensis ATCC 20868, 1743 nucleotides. Its product is annotated as TPR-like protein. Gene Ontology annotation, biological process: transcription by RNA polymerase III. NCBI's taxonomy places the organism in Eukaryota, Fungi, Ascomycota, Leotiomycetes, Helotiales, Helotiaceae. Gene Ontology annotation, cellular component: transcription factor TFIIIC complex. The transcript is spliced from 4 exons. Bases 1 to 1743 code for a protein of 580 amino acids. Gene Ontology annotation, molecular function: protein binding. The record is from RefSeq and is a predicted model, not a curated record.